AUAUAAAACGGAGCCAGGCAGUGGUAAGUUACAGGACAGCGAGUUUUCUCAGGUCCAUAGCUAGUGUUACUCGUCUGCUGCCUCUGAGACACACUUUUGGUGCUGGUCUCAGUCAGAAGCCAUGGCUCUUGGAUUUUUCUUAUGUGUUGCCUGGAUUUCUUUACUGUUGGAUAGCAAUGUGGUCAUAAAGACACAAGCUGCUGACAUUCGACAAAAUCCAAGCAAGCUGAACCUUGUGGAUGUGACUGACUUCUCAGAUUCUCUGUCCCUUGAUGCUGGCGAAGGGGAAUUGAGUGACAAAAUAUCCAAAGUUGUAAACAAAGAAUACAAGAAGUCUCCAGCAGCACAGCCACUAAAACUGUCCUCAGUUGACCAGAUUCUUGUUGGAAAUCAAGGUGUUAAUGUGGAGAGGCUUGUUAAUGGCGCUUCAAGACAAUGGGAGUCAAAUGUCUUUGAGCCAAUCACAUUUCCUCUUAAAUCUGGCAGCCAUAUGGUGAACCAAAUUCAGCCAAAGCCAGUUGAGUCUACUUCUGGUGUCUAUGGAAGCAGAAAGCCGGUUCCUCCAAGCUUUGAGGCUACCACUGAAUUUCAAAUGAAACCCAAGCCUGCCCCCUCCACCCAUUUAGCUGUGUCACCACCUAGUUUUGAGUCUUGGAAGCCUGCACCUCCUAGCAGGGAAGGGGUGGGUGAACAACUUACUGGUUCUUUCUACCCUGACUCAACUGAUGCUGUCAGUCCUGGGUUUGCUGGAACUGCAGAUAAUGAUCUCUUCUCCUAUCAGGGCUCUAACAUGGUGGAAUUUCCAGCUGGAAAUGUUCCUACUUGGAUGAAACCAUCUCAGCAAUAUUCACCAACAAUUCCUAAGCCUUCUCCAAGCGAGUCUUGGAGUUCACCAGAGUGGUUUGGGCAAGACAAUGAGAUUGACAAUUCAAUUGACUUUAAUCUCUCACCUGAAGCUCAAGUACCCGCACCUUUCUAUGAAAGUUGGGUCAACUUUCCUUAUGUUGGCAGCUGGCUUCCAAACUCAUACUUUGCUCCAAGGGGCUACCAGCCAGACCUCUCUCUCUAUAGAGAACCGUUGGCUCCUGUGGUUGGCUCUCUCCCCCCAAAAGUCCCUGAACCAUCCAAACCUCUACCACCUCGUAAAAGCUUCAUCCUUCAGUCCAAGAACGGCUACCACAGACGACGAUUUCUGAAAUCCAAAACCACCUACACACCCGACUACAAGGUGCCGAAGGGGAAAUAUGGCAAGAGUGUGAAGGUUUCAAGAGGAGUUGUGCAGAAACCUUCCCCUCAAAAUCAGUAACAAGAAUGCCUCUCCUUGAGUCUGGGGAUUCUUUUUUGCACGCAAUAAACUUUUAAAAAGUG
Messenger RNA from Fundulus heteroclitus (mummichog), 1368 nucleotides. RefSeq lists its product as uncharacterized. The record is from RefSeq and is a predicted model, not a curated record. NCBI's taxonomy places the organism in Eukaryota, Metazoa, Chordata, Actinopteri, Cyprinodontiformes, Fundulidae. The coding region runs from base 122 to 1306 and encodes 394 amino acids. The transcript is spliced from 4 exons.